Molecule: messenger RNA, 1104 nt
Organism: Klebsormidium nitens
Lineage: Eukaryota; Viridiplantae; Streptophyta; Klebsormidiophyceae; Klebsormidiales; Klebsormidiaceae
Source: the annotation of a GenBank genome assembly
CCAGGAGUCUGGAGUCUGGAGUCUGGACUACGCUGCGGCCCCUUCAUACUUCUGAUUGAGGCGAAGAUAGCGGCUGACAAGUGAAGAGGUGGACGGCAGGGACUUCGGAACUUUUGACAUUAUUGUCGUGGCGGAAGCUUCUGUAGAAGGAAGGUCGUGAGCUGCCGAAAGCAGUAAAGGAGCGCGGGUAGAGCACAGGCAUCACUGGAAAAGCUUUUCCACUGCUCGUCUGAAACGCAGGUCGAUCUGCCGCAAAGAAUCUCAGACUUACGUACGCUUUUCACAUUGCUCUUUUGGGCGCUGCCCUCCAGAACUAGAGUGCUUUCUGCAGUAUCUUUUCCAAGGGUGUUGCAAGGAGGGCACAACAUGACGGGUAUCGAGAGGCUCUAUUCCAUGCAGAAUUUUGACGAGAAUGGCUCCCUCAUUGUCCACCACAGACCCCCCUACAAAGAGAUUCUCCUGGCCGUGGGCCUGUUAACACUGGGCGCAGCUGGCAUUGUGAUCGGGAUGGUGAUGAUCUACAAUAAAAUAGGGGGGGACCAUUUACACGGUAUUGUCUUCACCAUUCUGGGAGGGCUCCUCUUCUUGCCGGGAUUCUACGAAACGAGAAUAGCGUACUAUGCAUACAAAGGGUACAAGGGUUUCUCGUUUGCAAACAUACCAGCAGUGUGACCACCGCUGGUUGUUUCUUUGUACAUGUUGUAAAGCUGCUAGGUAAGAGAAACGGAUGCAUCCUGAGUCGGAUGCUUGUGUACGAUACUGACAAUAGACUGAGCAGUCGAAGUGUUACGAUUACUUGGAUGUCGUUGUGGACAUUACUUGCUUUUCAAAGAGCCCGAUUUGUAAGCUGGAUUCCUACGAGACAAGCUUAUACCUUGAUUUCUGAAUCGUCCCAUGUCGAGUGGAGUCACUGCCUUCUACUUGAGAAGGGUGGUUCACAUGGUGGUAAUCCUGCACCCUUUUCCAAAAGUCAGGUCGAUCAUGUGAACCUCCUUAGAAGUCGUCAUCACGUGCUGGCUGCACUUCUGUGUCCAUCCAAUUUGAGGAUCUGCUUGGAGUGGGCCCCGAUAGUGCAGCGACACGUACAUCGCUUUUGUUAAGUUC